Aspergillus costaricaensis CBS 115574 is the source of this 1342-nucleotide messenger RNA. RefSeq lists its product as uncharacterized. The transcript has 2 exons. The coding region runs from base 176 to 1282 and encodes 368 amino acids. Lineage: Eukaryota; Fungi; Ascomycota; Eurotiomycetes; Eurotiales; Aspergillaceae. The record is from RefSeq and is a predicted model, not a curated record.
UGUGCUUCGACCGAUGGCUGGACAUUCAGUAACUUUCUGAAACGCCAGAAAGUCUAUCUGGUCGUUCGUGGACGCUGUUGCCGUUCUCUGCGUCAGACAUACGCUGCCAGCACUGUCUCAUGGUUCACCCCUCAUUGUUGUUUAUAUUCAUUGUAUAGGCCCCUACCCUCGCAAGAUGGAUGAAUUCGACGACUUAACGGCACUGAGCGAUACGAUGGUCUACCACCAAGUACUUAUGGCCUUUUCUCCCGUUAUCCCGGCCUCGCUUCGACGGCGGAUCUCCAGACUAUACCCAUCAAUGCAUCGAUCCGUGAAGUCAGAGGCCAGCGCUAGCGCCAGCGCCAAAGCGAAAACAGCUGGUGAGGUCGGAGGCGAUGCGAUGGCCGCAAUGCGACAGACUUCUGAGCCAGGAGAGCUGGAUGUGGCAUCGCUGCCUGAUAAUUCGUCUGGGCCCGCCUUUCAGCGCCCCAGUACUGCAAGCAGUGCUAGCAAUGGAGUAGAUCCAUGCUUCUCGCCUGGCACUGAGAAAUCACAAGAGCUCAGCGAUAUCUCUAGUCUCAGAAGCAGUAGAUCUAGCAGUGUCUUCAGUCCAGUGGCUCCGAAAUAUGAGGCAGAAUCCGGACUGCGAUGGAAUCGGAUUGCGCCUGCACUCAAUCUCCUGCAAAAUGCUUGUCAUGAAGCGCAGCAGCGGCAGUGCGACAGUCGCCUGGCUCGGAUGUUGUACGUUGAUGCUUUAAGUUAUCUUCUCGAUGGCCUCCCCGACGAUAUGAGCACCCAAGAAACCAUGAUAAUCCAGGAAAAUCUUCCUGCUGGUGUCAAGGAAUCUUUGGCUGCGCCUGCCGUGACUGAUCCAUCCGCGGCAGGGCUUCACAAUAUGCUUACGGGAAAGAAUUCUCCGCCUGAGCGAUCUUACCUUCAUCGACUGCUGUCGUCGACUAUCGUCUACUUCUUCAUAAUGUUGCAAUUCCUCAUGCCAUACGUGAAAAUCCUCGUGUACCAUCUGUACCGAUAUGAGCGAUCCCAUCGGUUAACGGAACGCGCCGUAACAAAGGUUCUGGAUGCGGCUGAUAACUUUGGUAAAAGAGGCAUGGUUGUAGGGGCUGCAGUCCUGAAUUACAACGAAGGGAGAGUGAGCGCAAAUAUGAUGGAGCUUGCAGCCUGGUGGGUGACAAGCAUUGCAGGUGGUAUCUACGAGGGAUUUGCGGAGGGCAUGAUUAUCAUGGGAGUCACCCAGUCGCAUGUUGAGCUGGGGAAGGCUUUUGUGCAGGCUUCGCGGUCAUAAGGUACGAUUUGAGCAAACUAGAUUGAAUAAGUUGGGUAUGUAUUCUAAGCGUAGAUAUAG